This is a messenger RNA of Saccostrea echinata, 1189 nucleotides long. Its product is annotated as gamma-aminobutyric acid receptor subunit gamma-2-like. Gene Ontology annotation, cellular component: neuron projection; synapse; membrane. Gene Ontology annotation, molecular function: extracellular ligand-gated monoatomic ion channel activity; transmembrane signaling receptor activity; neurotransmitter receptor activity. The record is from RefSeq and is a predicted model, not a curated record. The transcript has 8 exons. Lineage: Eukaryota; Metazoa; Mollusca; Bivalvia; Ostreida; Ostreidae. Bases 1 to 1107 code for a protein of 368 amino acids. Gene Ontology annotation, biological process: nervous system process; signal transduction; regulation of membrane potential.
AUGACCGUUCACGUCCAAGAAGUUAUCAAUGCAGAUACAAGAAAUAUUUAUCUUAAAGUUUCCAUUCUUAAAAUUCUUGAGAUUGACACACUGAAGGAAACGUUUACAGCAGAUGUGUUCUACCAGGCAAGGUGGAGAGAACCUAAACUGGACGGACACAGGGGAAGCGAUAAUAUUGACUGGUCUGCAUAUUGGAAUCCAAAAAUAUUAAUUUUAAACGCCAUUGCUCAAAAAGACCAUGCCAAGUGGUACGUUUUACAGACAGAUGAAUCAGGAGACACGCAUAUCGUGGAGAAAAAUCGUCUGGUUGCAACUUUUACUGAGAGCAUGGAACUGGCCCUCUUUCCAUUUGACAUACAAGAUCUAAACCUUUUUAUAACAACGGAGCUUUCGGAAGAGGAGGUUAAAUUUUUAGAAGACGAUCGUGAAAUGUCAAGUGUUCAUGCGGAGACAUUUGCAAAAAUACAAGAAUGGAACAUUUUUGAGUUUGUUCAUUUUACCCCAAAGGCAUUGACUCAGGAAUAUGCCAACACUAAGUAUAAAAAGCCGGGGAUGUAUGUGUUCUGCAGCGCCGGAAGGAAGCCCGGAUUCUUCGUGUGGAACGUAAUUGUGCUCAUGUCUAUUAUCAGUUCUCUGGCUCUGGCGACAUUUGCUGUGGCUAGGAGUAAGAUCGAGAAUCGUCUACAGUUGUCCAUCAUGCUUGUCCUCAUCACGGUCACCUUCAAAUUCGUCACCAACCAAGUUAUCCCAAAAAUAUCCUACACCACACAUCUGGAUCGGUAUAUCAUUGGCAGUACGAUUUUCCUGUACCUAGUGGCAAUGUGGCAUGCCUUAUCGGAGGCUUUGAUCUCGGACGCCGACACACUCAGUGACGCUGAUCAGUAUGCCUUCUUUGCCUUCUGUGGGCUGUAUGCCUUCAUCCAGUUCAUGUUCAUGAUCAUCGUCCUUUUAAGUGGUUCAACGAGACGAUAUGAUAUAAACAUGAAACUAAAGCAGUACAAUAGGAAGCGUCUUGAUGUCAUGAAAAGAGGAGAGAUCAUAAAGACAUCAAAGACUAAUACAAUGUUUAAGAAAGCAACAGAAGAAUGUCUGGUGGUGUCCACCUAAUAAAGUGACUAGUGGUGUCCACUUGAUACAAUGACUGUUUGUAUCUGCCUAAAACUAUGAUUUGUGGUGUCCCCCAAUACAA